This is a messenger RNA of Panthera uncia (snow leopard), 5996 nucleotides long. RefSeq names its product translin (gene TSN). Gene Ontology annotation, cellular component: nucleus; cytoplasm. Lineage: Eukaryota; Metazoa; Chordata; Mammalia; Carnivora; Felidae. Bases 141 to 827 code for a protein of 228 amino acids. The record is from RefSeq and is a predicted model, not a curated record. Gene Ontology annotation, molecular function: RNA binding; single-stranded DNA binding; sequence-specific DNA binding. The transcript is spliced from 6 exons. Gene Ontology annotation, biological process: RNA metabolic process.
ACCCCAGCGACGUCCGUAGCGUAGGGCCGGGUGGACGCGGCGGCGGCGGCUGGCGUUGCGACUGACUGCGCCGGUGGGCUCUGAAACGCUUUUCGGCGGCCACACUCGCCGCUCUGGUCGAUUGUUGUGCAGCCGGCGCCAUGUCUGUGAGCGAGAUCUUCGUGGAGCUGCAGGGUUUUUUGGCUGCCGAGCAGGACAUCCGAGAGGAAAUCCGAAAAGUUGUACAGAGUUUAGAACAAACAGCUCGAGAGAUUUUAACUUUACUGCAAGGGGUCCAUCAGGGUGCUGGUUUUCAGGACAUUCCAAAGAGGUGUUUGAAAGCUCGAGAACAUUUUGGUACAGUGAAAACACAUCUAACAUCGUUGAAGACCAAGUUCCCUGCUGAACAGUAUUACAGAUUUCAUGAGCACUGGAGGUUUGUGUUGCAGCGUUUGGUCUUCUUGGCAGCAUUUGUUGUGUACUUGGAAUCAGAAACACUAGUGACUCGAGAAGCGGUUACAGAAAUUCUUGGCAUUGAGCCAGAUCGGGAGAAAGGCUUUCAUCUGGAUGUGGAAGAUUAUCUCUCAGGAGUUCUUAUUCUUGCCAGUGAAUUGUCGAGGCUGUCCGUCAACAGCGUGACCGCCGGAGACUACUCCCGGCCGCUCCACAUCUCCACCUUCAUCAACGAGCUGGAUUCGGGCUUCCGCCUUCUCAACCUGAAAAACGACUCCCUGAGGAAGCGCUACGACGGCUUGAAGUAUGACGUGAAGAAGGUGGAGGAGGUGGUCUACGAUCUCUCCAUCCGGGGCUUCAACAAGGAGACGGCCGCGGCGUGUGCCGAGAAGUGAAGCCGGAGGCUCCGCUGGCGCCGGGCCCUGCUGACCUCAGCGGUCGCCGGUGGGGGUGGACCCCGUGCCUCUCGGGUAGUUAGCCUUGCCCCGUUGCUAAACACCGCGCUUUAUUUUCUUAACCGGUUGGUUGUGUGGUGGAAAUAUCCAAAUGGAAAUGCUUUUUUCUGGGGGUGAAAAAAUAGCCUUUUCAAGGACAGACUUUCUUUGUCGUUUCAGUGAAUUUGCUCUGUAAUUCAGUGUAUUUCAGUUCUGUCGGAAAGUGUAAAUGUCAGUCUCUUGGUAAAGUCCUUUUCUUGCUCACCCUGAUGCUGUUGAUGUACUGAUUGAGAAGUUUAUGGUCUUGUGUUCCUUCCAGAAGUGAUCCUUGGUGUUUUCUAUAUCCAAAUUAGCCAUCCAUACCCAGGUGUGUGUAGCCUGGAUACAGGAUAAAAAUGAGUAAUUAAAAAGGAUGGUUGCCAAGCAAAGGACAACUUAUUUUAUAUUUUCUUUCCUUAUUUUAAGCCUCGUGAGUAAAUCAUAUGUUGACAUUUUUUUUGCAAGGGAGUUACAGCCCCACGGUCUCUCUCACUGCCAUCAAAAUAUAAAAGAGAAAAUUGCAAAGUCAAGCUCAGAUUAUCUUGGGACGUUUUUGUAUUAAGGGAUUGAGUCACAUCUUAUCAUUUGGCUCUCUUUGCCAGGUGGGGAGUAGGGCUUAGUGUCUUACAACACCUCUGUUUUCUGAUGUUGCCUUAACAUUCUGCUCUUGCAGCAAUUUAAAGAUCGUUUUCACACACAUCUUGAACUAACACUUCAUAUAAUAUAUUUUUAAGCUAUGAAACCUUUUUCCUAGCAGCCAGCUAGACCGUCUGGUCUGAGACUACAAAGCCACCCAGUCAAGUUAAUUAGCAGUACCCUGACUGGUAUGUUCUGAGAGAAAAAUGCUGUGCUUUGUCUGGAAAAAAGAGAAAACCUUGGAUUUAAAAAGGAAGAUCAGCUGAUUUGGUAAUGUUUUUUAGAGUAAGCAAUUUCAGGUUUUGGCAGCUAUCCCAAUGGUCAGGUUUUAGAUUUACAGUUUUGGGCAAGUCCUGUAAACCUUGUUGGCACCCUCCUCCCCCUCCUGGUUUUCAGGUAGUGCUAAGAAUACUCGCCAUGUAAUUUUUGCUGUUGAAUUGAAACGGUUUAAAAUGGUGACGUCAUCCACGGUUUUCUGGAGCUCACUGAAAGGAAGGUGCUAGUGUUUCCAGAAUAACAGAAAGCAUUUAGAAGUGUCAUCCUCUCCUGCCUGCUACCAGUUUAGGCGUUCCGUUUGUGCAGUGGAAUAUUUGGCAUUGCUAUCAGAGCCGUUCUCAGGCCAAGUUAAGGACUGACCAGAUUUUCCAUCAUGAGGAGGACAAGUAGAAAUGAAGCAUCAAUCGCUAUGCAUUUUUGGGUUUUAAACAACUUUCUUGACAGCUCUUUCUGCGGAAGAGUGUGUAGAACGAAGAAAGGCGUUUGGGUCUUUGAAGUGCCUAGGGUGGUCAUCUAAGAUAUGCAGUAAUAGCACUGCCCAGAUUGAGCACAAAAGGCUUCAAAUUACAUGAUCAAAUACAUGCAGUAAGUUCAGUAGUAGUUUUCUUCUACGUGGAGAAUGGACUCUGAAUGUGUGUUGAGGCUGAAGAAGACCAGGGGUGACAAGCACAUCCUGCUGUGUAACAGUUAAAAUUAUUGAACGACACCAGCCGCUCAGAGUUAAAUUGAAAGUAUUUUAAUUGACGGUAUUGAAAAGCCUCGGCUCUGGUUUUAGUGCACCAGAAUUGUUCUUUUCGACUCUAGAAGAUUGAGCGGGUUAGAAAAAGUAGAGAUGAAUUAGUGGAUGUUUUCUUUAUAAAUUUAUUUAUAAGAAGAGAACCCUUAAAUACUUCAUAAGAUUUGCCCUGUCUUAAACUUGAAUAAUACUGGUAAUGCCUAAGAGAAUUUAAUAAAGAACGAAAGCUUCUUUGGCAGUGUUUUGGAUCCUUUACUUAAGUGGCUGCAGUCGAGGUACAGAUGCAGAAAGCCACUGGCAAAGUUCGUGGCAUGCACUCAGAAAUCAUGGCUUUCUUGUUUCGUGGUCUGGACCGGACUGUACUCUUCAGGCAGAGCAUCAUUGUCUGCCUGACGCCAAAAUAAGGUAUUCCCUGAACCUGAAGUCAUUUGUUUUCUUAGUAGUCACUGUAAUGAACAGUAAACAAGUAAAAAAAAAAAAAAAAAAAAAAUCACCCCUCCGCUCCAAACAACAAUAAGAAACAUCUACAGAGGGUUAAAUGGAUUGACUGGACUGAUGGUUUGAGUGAGCCGAGGGUGAGAGAGGGGAGAGGAGGGAAUCUGACUUCAUGGUCCGGUUUCUAGUCUGGGAGACUAAGUCGAUUUAGGUGCUGUUAGCUGAGGUUGGGGUGGGGGUGGGGGGCUGACAUGGGAAGACUUCUGAAUGUGUUGGGUUCAUGAUGCUAGUUGAGCCUGAGGGGGAGAUGGCCAAGCAGGACUUUGGGCGUGAGGAAAGCUCGGAGCCAGCCUGCGAUAGUUUGGGGCAGCAUUAGUGUGUACGUGGAAGGUAGGUCAGGAGAGUGGGUAUGACCCCCUAGGAGAGCGUGUAGAAUGAGAAGAGUAAGGGGCUAAGGACAAAACCCUGGUUGAUGGGGUUUAGUGAGUUAGGCAGAGGGAGAGACCAUGAGGAAACGGAGAAGGGGUUAGAGAGACAAAGAACAGUGAGAGUGGCUUGUCACAGAAGCCAGGGGAAUAAAGAGGCUCUAGAAGGCUUUUUUCGGGGGAGGGGGAUUUAAGAGAUUUAAAAUACAGACUUUCAGGGGCGCCUGGGUGGCUGUCGGUGAAGCGUCUGACUCUUGAUUUUGGCUCAGGGCAUGAUCUCACGGUUUGUGAGUUCAAGCCCCAAGUUGGGCUCUGCCCUGGCAGUAAGGAGCCUGCUUGGGAUUCUGUCUCUCCCUCCCUCUGCCCCACCCUCGUGCGAGCGUUCUCCCUCUCUCUCUCUUUCAAAAUAAAUAAACUUUCUCCACAGCCUGAGAGCCCUGUGACACUGUCGGGUGAGGCUUGGUUAUGCUGUGCUAAUAAACCCCAAAACUCAACAGGCAUAGUACAGAGUUUAUUUUUCACUGACCCUGUGUGUCCGUUGCAGGUUUGCUGGGGCACGUGCUCCACGUUGUCCUCAUCUAGCUGACAGGAGCCAUCAACUGGCCCAUUGCCCGUUGCCGUGGGAGAGGGAGACAGUUGUGGAGGGUCUUCUACAAACACAUGUUCUGGUUUCAAAGUGACCUGCCACUUCCUCUCACAGUUCACUGGUUAGGACUGGAUAUGCCUUCCUGCUAAACAGAGUGCAAGGGGGCCUGGCAGGAUGGGAGUCUGCAGAUGGAAGGUCAAACCAAAUGUUGAAAGUCUUCAGCAAUAGGUACUUCCUUCGGUUGGAUGAAUAGUAGUACUUCUGGUCACACGUGAACUUCACUGGGCUUGGGAGGGGCCGCUCUUACCUGUCAGAUGACGAGAAGAGGGUGGGCCCAUCAGUAGUCCCCUCUGCUGUUGAAGGUGGUUUCCUGUUUGAAAGAGAUUUCUCUGGUGUGUGCGUUUGUGUCGGUUUGUGUAUGGGUGUUUUAGGCCAGCGUUCAGUGAGUUUUUGCAUGUUGCACGCACUGGGUUAAACAUUUUAUCCAGAUCAUCUGAUUUCCUGCCCAUAUAACCCUGUGAGGUGCCUACCACCAUUUCCCCCGUUUUAGACUGGGAGCAGGCUUAGAGAGGGCAGUCCGCUUGCCCUGAGUUCACAGUGAUGAAACGGAAAGGCUGUGAUUCGGACCCACUUAACUCUGCCCCUGCAUCCACAUAUGCCGCUUCUUCCCUGAUGCUUUUGAUGGCCUCUGUAGCCUGACCAGGAAAAUCCCAAAUCCACCAAGAGUUACGAACACCGUGUAUGCGUAGCUUUGGGUUGGGUGCAGUCUCUGUUAGAACUUAGCGUAAAAAACGAGUGGGAAGCUAGGUCUGUGCCCUCCAGAAGUUUAGGGUCUAGUUACAGGGGAGAGGGUGGUGAGAAAGAUAUAAACAGGUAAGAGAUGAAACAUUCAACUAAUAUUUGAGCACCUCCUGUAAUGUUUUGGAAUUCUUAACAGCUUUAUGGAAGUACGUUUUACAAAUAAAAUGACUCAAAUCAAGGGAUUUAUAAAGUAGUGCAACAAUCCUCAUGUAUUAUCUUCCAGAAAGAUCCCAGCCCCAGGCCACCACUAAUCUACUUUGUUUCCAUAAAUUUGCCUUUUCAGGAUAUUUUCUAUAUACGGAAUCAUGAAGUCUGUGGUCUUUUGUGUCUCAUUGCUUAGCGUAAUGUUUUAUAAGGUUCGUCCAUGUCCCAGCACAGCAUGUGUUGGUAGUUUGUUCCUUUGUAUUCCUGAGUGGCAUACCUUUGUGGGUAUUCCACAUGUUAUCCAUUCAUUAGAUGAGGAAGAUUUAAGUUUCUACUUUUUGGCUGUUCUAACUAAUGUUGCUAUGAACAUCCUUGUGCAAGUCUGUGUCUGAAUGGGUAUUGCCAUUUCUUUUGCAUAGAUACCCAGGAGUCUGUUGUAAAAAUGGUGAUUUUAUGUUUAGCUUUUGAAGAAACUUGACCUGUUUUCCUUUCAGCAACCUAUGAGUUAACAGUCAAGACAGUCCUAGACAGGACGUUAUAACAACUUUAUUGCUAAAUAAGUCGUGAAUGAUUGCUGUAGGAGUUGGGGAUGUGUUAUAUGGAAUGGUUCAUGAAAGAGGUAGGAUUUAGAGAAGCAUGGAACUAGGAGACGGUCAUUUUUCGUCAGAAUUGAAACCAAAACAGAAUGGUACAGGCAUGCCAUGGAAAUAUGGUGGAUUCAGUUCCAGAUCACAGCAGUAAAGUGAAUAUCGCAAUGAAACAGGUCAAGUGAGUUUUUUCCCAGUGCAGAUAAAAGUUACGUUUAUGCUGUACCAUAGUGUAUGAGGUGUGCGAUAACAUUAUGUCUAAAAAAAUACCGUCGUUAAACAAUACUUUAUUGCUAAAAAUGCUAUGUGUGCUUUCAGCGAGUUGUGAUCAUUCAUCACAGAUCACCAUAACACAUAUAAUAAUGGAAAAGUUUGGAAUAUUGUGAGAAUUACCAAAACGUGACAGAUGUGAAGUGAGCAAAUGCCACUGGAAAAAUGGGGCCGACGGAUUUGCUCGACACAGGG